GUUGUUUACAUCCACACGGAAGUGUGUGUUUACAAUAGAAAAAGAAAGUAAUUUCUGAAAAUGAGUGAAUCCUGCUAUGAAGACAUCAAACAUGAAGAGAUACACCGCCUCAUUGAGAGCUUUUCCAAGACCUCGUACAAAGUUAAAGCUGAUAGAAAGGUUGAUCCUGUAGCAGAAAGAUGUCUGAAACUGUUUGCCAAAGACUACCAGUUUUCUAUGCUGAACAACACAUCAGGCGACCUAUGUGCGCAUUAUCCCAGCAAGAUUGUGAUUCUGGAGUACGAGAAAACUGCAACCAUCCAUGAGAGGGUGGAGAGCCUGUAUGAUGGCAGCCGUCUCAAGGAACAGAUCAAGCAGGCCAGGUUUGCUCGAUGUCGGUCACGAUUUGUCGUCCCUGUCAUACUGUUUGAGGGAAAGCAUGUGUGUCGUUCCGCCACAUUGUCCAGUGGAGCUGAGAUGUACAGUAGAUCUGGCCUAGACUUUUUCCUUACUGGAAAUGAGCAAACUUCGCAGAAACUGAAGCCGGCUGCCUCAGACAGUGACCUGCAAAUGUUUGACCGAGUCCGGGGCCAGGAUAUCAACAUUCUGAAGACUUUCAACGUCAAGUACAUUGUUGAUCUAAUGGUUGAGAAGAAAAAAGUCAAGUUUGGAAUGAACAUAACAUCCUCAGAGAAGGUGGAUAAAGAGAACCGAUACGGAGAAUUCUGUAUCGCCUCCGUGCCGUAUCCAGGCUGUGAGUUUUUCCGUGAAUGGAGGGACAAUGCGUACGUUGGUGAAGCCAUGAAGUUUGACUGGUCUCAGAGUUUUGUUGAUGCAUGUCUGGACAUUCCACCCACAGAACUACUCACACAGCUCCACAUAGACUGGCACCAGUACAAGUCGUGGGACCUACUGCAGCUUACCAAGAACUACCUCAAGAUGUUGGUACAUAUUCUGACUGAAGGUGACAAGGGGUUGUUGGUCCACUGUAUAUCUGGCUGGGAUCGGACGCCAAUGUUUGUGUCACUCCUCCGACUAUCGCUCUGGGCGGACGGGCUCAUUCACAAAUCGUUGUCUGCUACAGAAAUCCUCUACCUCACUCUUGCGUACGACUGGUACCUUUUUGGACACAGCCUAUCGGACAGAUUGAUGCGCGGGGAGGAGAUUAUGCUGUUCUGCUUCUAUUUCUUGCCACAUAUAUCAUCAGAAGAAUUUUCUGCAAAACACCAAACGUCUUCUAAACCCCGUAAGUGUUCAGUAACCAGUGAAACCAGUACAAACAGCGUAUCAAAACCAGCUGAGAAUCGUUUCUCAAAAGACUUAAAAAAACACCUGACGCCUGUCAGUAGCAGUGGAAGUCUUCGUGGCCUGGAUGAGAGAAGACGUCGAAACUCCAGCACGAGCAGCGGGGGUAGCACAGGAAGCUUCACGCUCGAGCCAAACUCUCACUUCUACUUGAACUGUGAAGAUGAGGAUGGUGUUGCACCAGGGAGCUCUCAUAGUCAAACAGAUUCCCCAUUGGCUGGUGCCCAUUUACAACCUGGGACCCAGGGUCAGAGGUCAUCAAGUCCUAUGUCAUUACUAGGUCAAAGGUCAUCUAGUCCAUCACAGGUGCACCAACGUCACAGCUCGCCAUCCAUGUUAAUAGGUCAUGGUCAUAUGUCAUCAAGCCCCAUGCAGAUGCCUAGCAACAGGGGCAGACAAUCCAAUGCAGCUGACUCUCCGACUUGUGGAAGUUGGCAGGUGAUAUCAACCACAGGAAGCCUAGUGACCACAGAGUCGUGUUCCGGUCCUUCCCGGAUGACCAGCACCACAAACUCAUGUGAGGAAGCAAUUGAAGACCCAGCAUUGCCAGAGAGGUCAGAACGCUGGAAACGGCUGGACAUGGUAGCGCGGAUAUUCAACAACGCGUAUCACCAUAAAGUGACGUCAAAGCUUCAGCCAGACCCAGGGAAUGGCAUUACAAACUUACUUGACUCAUUUGCUGGGAAAUUGGGAUUUAAACAAAAGUGAUUUAAGUGUUUUUUACCAUGUCUGUUAUUUAAUUGCCCUUGUUUUGGGUCUAAAUUUUCAUUAAAAAAAUGACAACUAAAACAACCUUUUAAAAAUGAAGAGGAAUUUUAUUGAUUUGCUCUGAUUGGAUCACAGUAUGAACUCACAUUCAUUUUUAAACCAACACAUGUUUUUGAUACCUCUUCAAGUUGUCCACCCCACAGCGAAAUUGGAAAAUCACCUAUUGAUUUAAGUUUUUAUUUCAUUUGACAAAUGUUUUCUUAACAACUAUUUAUGAUUCAUGCAUCAAUGUAAUCAGAAUUUAUACCCAUUUAAUUUAUAUAAUUGUAAUUAAAAUAAAUUGACAUUUACACUUUUGAAACUUACCUUUAAGCCAAGUUCCCUCUUCAAUUUGUAUAAAAUGUACUGAUUCUUAUCUGUGGUUGCUUUUAAAAUUAUUUGAUACAGACGGUUCUAAAUUUGAUCAAAAGCUGUAGAUUGUCAUUGGUAAAUUGUUUUUGCAUAAAUAUUCAAGUGAUUUGAGUUUUCUUCUGGCCGCAGGGCUGAGUCUUGUGCCGAGGCAAUUUCAGCAAAGAUUGAGGAGUGGUCUCAGAAUUUUGGAAAAUUUUAAUGCAUGAAUGCCUCAAAACUUGAAAAUCUAACUUGUAAACACUUCAUGUUUAUUUGAAACGAAUACAACUAUUACAUUAGCACAAACAAUGUUUUGAAUUUUUUAUCUUAUUUUUUUAUGUAGUUUUCAUAUCCAAGAAACAAAUACCUUAAGUGUAAAGAUAUUUCAGCCCAUUAAGCUGUUGUCUCAGUUAUUAAUGCUUAAGUUUGAUAAUUUUAAGAAACAUUUGUCUGAAAAUGCUACUAUGUCUUAAUGUGCAUAUUUUAUGCAUUUGAAUUUGGUGCAAUCUAAACACUUUAACUUGAAACUAUGCAUAUCAGCGUUUUUAUGUUUGUUAUAAGUAAAUGUUGCCAGUAUGUUAAUGCCUUUAUUUUAAUUAGUAGAUCAUUUUAUGCUCAUGUCCCAAUGUUUAAUGUUAAUUUACCAACACAAACAUGUAAAUACAUUAUGUAAAUUAGUGAAAUUUCCAUUACUGGCAAGCAAGUCUAAUUUUUAAUAAUAAAAUAUUAAUCAAAAAAAUAACAAACUGGAAAAAGGCUUCCAGAACCUUACCUUCAAUAAUAAAGUAUUAAAACUAAUUAAUAGUACACUAAGAGUUCUUAUAAGAUUUUAUAGGUCUUUUGAACUUUAAAAAAGUAAUGAUGCAACUAUGUGAUAUAUGGAUCUUUUAUGUUCUCCAUUUAUUGAAAGCAUUACAAUAAAAUUAAUAUAACUUGUAACAAAUAGGUUUAAUAUGUAUAAAUUGAUUUUCUUUUGAAGAGAAUAUCAUUGGUAUAUUAUAUUGGAAAUACUCAAAUAGACAAUAUAGGUUGAAUUUUGAAUCCGUAUAACAACUCAAGGGCAUUAUUAUGAUUUUAAUGUAUUUUGCUCUGGAAGUAAGUCAAGGGUAGUUUGACUUGCCCUAACCCGUACAUUUUAAAUGAAAUGAAAUUUUAAAUCAAUUAAUUGGUAUGUAAUUUUGCCUGCAUUAAAUUUCUGUCUUCUAUAUUUGAAUCCUUUUAUAAAUUGAAUGUGUCAGUGGAACAGAUUUUUCUCUUAUGUUUAUGGCAAGGCAAGGGUGAAGUCAUAUUUAGCCAUUCCCAAGUUUAGUAUUUAUUUCUGUUUUUGAAUCUUAAUAACAAGUUUAUAGUCAUCUUUAUACAUGUAAAACUACGCCAAGAAUAAAUUUUUAUUAAACUCAUUUUAUUUUGGAAAAUGUGUAGUCAACACACUUUAUAUUAUUGAAGACAAGUCCCCGUACUCUUGCUUAAAGAGAGCUGGAGUUAUGUCCCUUGAUGAUCAUUGAAACCAGAAUGUCAUGGGCACUGGUUAACAGACGUUGGCCUCAGCUGGAGGUGCUGCACCCUUUUUAUGUGUGCAAUAAAUGGCAAUUGGCAUUUGAAAUAAAAUGUGCAAAGCUCUUGUACAUUUACUGUUAGAUUGUGUAUAUUUUUAUUUAAUUACAUAUGUAUACUUGCAUAAAUGUUAUAAAUUGUGCCAAAGAUAAUGAAUAAAUGGUAAAAAAUAA
This is a messenger RNA of Mya arenaria, 4109 nucleotides long. Its product is annotated as myotubularin-related protein 14-like. The transcript has 19 exons. Gene Ontology annotation, molecular function: phosphatidylinositol-3-phosphate phosphatase activity. NCBI's taxonomy places the organism in Eukaryota, Metazoa, Mollusca, Bivalvia, Myida, Myidae. The coding region runs from base 61 to 1992 and encodes 643 amino acids. The record is from RefSeq and is a predicted model, not a curated record. Gene Ontology annotation, biological process: dephosphorylation.